This is a messenger RNA of Panicum virgatum (switchgrass), 939 nucleotides long. Its product is annotated as basic proline-rich protein-like. The record is from RefSeq and is a predicted model, not a curated record. The coding region runs from base 1 to 939 and encodes 312 amino acids. The transcript has a single exon. NCBI's taxonomy places the organism in Eukaryota, Viridiplantae, Streptophyta, Magnoliopsida, Poales, Poaceae.
AUGGGUCUCCACCAACGACGCCUCCAAGAAGGUAGCGACGCCAAUGACGUCGUCGUCGCUCGUCCCACAAGUGGACAGGGUUUUCACCCAGAGAAACAACGCCACAGGGACGAGCUCCAAGAUGACGCCCCCAAUAGGGGAACGACGCCCGCGGGCGCCGUCGUCAUCGUCGUUGGCAGGCUUUCACCCGGAGAAUCCCGUCCCUGUUGCGUGCCCACAUACCGGCAAAGCACAGUAGCAUUCCCGGGACUGGCGUUGCCGUCGUGCCUCCCUGAACCGCGGCCAUCAUGCAUCAACACGUUGCCUCCUCACAGCCACCCUCCACUGCCGUCGUGCAGGCCCCCGCGCAAGCCGCCGCCGGCCGCACCUCCAUGGCAUCGUCGGGGAGGCCACGCGCAAGCCACCCCCGGCCGCAGCACCACGCCACAGCCAACCGCUACACGGGUGCCGCACGCUCGCCGCCGCCAGCCGCAGCACGAGUGCUGCACACCCGCCACCGAGGCCGCCGCCGCGCGAGGGCAGCACCCCAACGCCGACCCUGCGCAGGGGCCCCGCGCCGAAGCCGCCGCUACCGUGGCGCGUGGACUCGCAGCGCACAGUCCACCGCCAGGAAGACAGGUCUCAGGUGCCGGGGCGCCGCCCUCCAUUGCCGUCCGCGCGCGGCCGCCCCAUGGCCGCAGAUCCACCCAUAGGCAUGGCAGAUCCGGCCAUGGGGACGGUGGAUCCGGCCGCGAAGUCGCCGGAGAAGACCCGCCGACCAGCCUCGCCAGGCUCCGCGACGGCGACCUCACCUCCUACACCUGCUUCGGGUCGCAGCACCUGCUACCGAAGUCCCGGCCGCCGCCUUCCUUGCCACCCACCGGACUUCCGGCCUCGGGCUCGGGCGGCGGCAGGGAGGAGGAUAUGGGUGGGGAGCGGCCUCCCGGCGCUGGGGGCUAG